Messenger RNA from Scomber japonicus (chub mackerel), 786 nucleotides. It is a transcript of the gene nkx2.7, whose product is annotated as NK2 transcription factor related 7. Lineage: Eukaryota; Metazoa; Chordata; Actinopteri; Scombriformes; Scombridae. Gene Ontology annotation, biological process: cell differentiation; regulation of transcription by RNA polymerase II. The coding region runs from base 1 to 786 and encodes 261 amino acids. Gene Ontology annotation, molecular function: RNA polymerase II cis-regulatory region sequence-specific DNA binding; DNA-binding transcription factor activity, RNA polymerase II-specific. The transcript has 2 exons. The record is from RefSeq and is a predicted model, not a curated record. Gene Ontology annotation, cellular component: nucleus.
AUGCAUACCAGCUCAUCGACCACGACGCCUUUUUCAGUCAAGGAUAUUUUGAAACACCACCAUGCCUUUGGAAAUGAAUUCUUGAUGACUGAGCAAGUUGUUCCAAUGCAUCAUCCACACAUGCAUGAUACGUCCCGGACCCGGGACUUGUAUGAUUGCCAGGCAGAACUCGCUGGGAUGCAGGAGAAGGUUGAUAUUCACGACUCAGCUGCAGAAGAGGAGAUAAACGAAAACGAGAUGAGCGGUCUUGACAGUUCUCCUGACUGCGACAGAAAGUCACAACGCGGGCCCAGGCUGCGCAGGAAGCCCCGGGUCCUCUUCUCUCAGUCCCAGGUAUCGGAGCUGGAGAGGCGCUUCAGGCAGCAGCGUUACCUGUCCGGCCCGGAGAGAGAGCAACUAGCCCACAUCCUCAAACUCACCUCCACGCAGGUCAAAAUCUGGUUCCAGAACAGGAGGUACAAAUGCAAGCGCCAAAGACAGGACAAGUCUCUGGAGCUGGCGGGUUAUCCACCUGCACCAAGGAGGGUGGCGGUGCCGGUGCUGGUCCGGGACGGAAAGCUGUGCGGCGCAGGUUCCCAUCCAGCUCCUUAUAAUGUGACUUUUGGACAUUAUAACCCCGUGUUUGAAUAUGGAAACAGCAGUGUGUAUAGCUGCAGUUAUCACAAUGUGUCACCUUCAGCCGCACAUAUGUCUAAUAACCACCUGGCUGAUUUAACAGGUAACACAGAGGGGCCCUUCAGCCACGGACACUUCCAGGCUUCAUUACAGGGUGUAAGAGGCUGGUGA